GAUUCGGCUCACUCGCUACCUCUUUGCGGAUACUCUGUGCCUCGGAGCCUGGUGCAGAGAAAAACCUCGGGAUCUUUGCCUCGCGAGCUCUGUCUCUCCUCCUUCCUCUUUCCCCCCCCUUUUUUCUCCCCCCCAAAAAAUAAAACAAACUUGAUUCGACAGGAGGGGCAUCGGUGCAGAUCUCUCCUGAUGCAGGCCAUCAAGUGCGUGGUUGUGGGGGACGGUGCUGUAGGUAAAACAUGCCUACUCAUCAGCUAUACCACCAAUGCAUUUCCUGGAGAAUAUAUCCCAACAGUAUUUGACAACUAUUCAGCUAAUGUUAUGGUAGAUGGGAAGCCAGUGAACCUGGGACUUUGGGACACAGCAGGUCAGGAAGAUUAUGAUCGACUCCGACCCCUCUCCUACCCACAGACGGAUGUAUUUUUGAUCUGCUUUUCACUCGUGAGUCCAGCAUCCUUUGAAAAUGUCAGAGCAAAGUGGUAUCCAGAGGUGCGACAUCAUUGUCCAAACACACCAAUAAUCCUGGUGGGAACAAAGCUGGAUCUGCGGGAUGAUAAAGACACCAUUGAAAGGCUAAGGGAUAAAAAGUUGGCACCCAUUACGUACCCACAAGGCUUGGCGAUGGCCAGGGAGAUAGGUGCUGUGAAGUAUCUGGAAUGCUCUGCUCUUACUCAGCGGGGUCUAAAGACGGUCUUUGAUGAAGCAAUUCGAGCCGUGCUGUGUCCACCACCUGUAAAAAAGCGUAGAAAGAAGUGCACUGUUUUCUAGGAAGAGGCUGUCCAAGAACCAUACCUUCACGGCAACGCAAUCUGCUGGUAUUUUAUCCAAAUCGUGGCCCUGUGUGGAAUGAGACUGCAGAAGAGAGUGUUCUUGUCGCCUCUCUUGUUGGAACAGCUAGCCUUGAGCGUCAAGUCCUGAAGUCAGUAAUUACUCUCUUAGCAAUGUGUUGGAUUUUUAAUGUGAGGCAAUGUGACCGUCUUCAUGAGUGGACUCCAUUUUGUUUUAAGCUGCAGUAUCCCCACUUUUGGUAGUUUUAUCCAACUCAAUGCAGUGAUUGCCAAAUUUAUUCUUCCAUUGUGGAAUCAGUAUUACUGGGUCAUUUCAUCUUUGUGAUCUUAACUUUUUGAUUUUUAAUGUGAAGCUGGACUAUAUGAAAACACGGAUUUGGAUUCCCUGUUAAUCUGCUUUAUCUGCAACUUCACUGCCAGAAAACAUGAUCCCUGAUUGUUUCUCUGUGCAGUAGCUGUUUAGACCUUCAUAAUCGGUUCACUGCCCUUAUUGGUGCUGUCUAAUAUUAUCAGGACGUUUAGACCUAUGCAUAGCAGAUCACAUUAACAAUUAUUAAAGUCUGGACUCCUGUUGCAUUGCCAUUUAUUGUGGCAACAUUUUAAACAUUGUUUCAGAUAAGCAUUUAAAUAUUCUGAGUCCCUCAGAGGACAUGGAAGUUUAUUAAGAUUUUUGUGUAAAUUAACUUUUUUUUUGCACAAUUUACUUUGGCUUUUUUCUAACUACAUGGUUAUAGGAAAUCAAAAUGAGGGAUACUGCAGUGUUAAUUAUUGUAGACAUACUUAUGACCUUCCUGUAAGUGGCUCUGAUUAGUAUGGGAUCACUGAGUGCAGCAUGGGUAAAAUGCAAAUUUAAAGGGGGAGGGGGGAAGGGGGGAAAGGCUUGUGUAUGUGAAAGACUUGCGUGAUAAAGGCUUUCUGCUGGUUAUGUAAAGUCGGUGUUUAAUUGUUCUAUUCAUUAACUUUAUUACAACACUAGCAGACUUAUGUUAUGACAGAUAAUUGAUCAGGGUUUCUCCAUUCCACAUAUUACAUAGAAACUGCACAUGCAGUUUGUAAUUAGCAAUGUGGCAUUCACGUGCUCCAGCUGGUACUAACAAACCAGUUUUGCCAACAUGCUGUCUUCUCUUCAUAUGUAUCACUGGCCUGCAUGAUUUGACCCCUAAUACUUUAUUCUAAUAUAACAUCCCAGCCUUAACCCAAUGAGAGCUCCGGCACUCCCAGGAACAUCAGUGUUUAUUUUUGUCUUGUUUUUUGUGAUAUCUUAAAUGCAUUCAUACAAGUUUGGAGAUUUCUAAUGAUACAUUCUCAAGGUGCAAACUCUUGAACCAAAAUGUGUUUUAAAAUGAAUUUCAUUAAAUAUUGUAGUAUCCUCAUUA
Molecule: messenger RNA, 2164 nt
Organism: Hypanus sabinus (Atlantic stingray)
Lineage: Eukaryota; Metazoa; Chordata; Chondrichthyes; Myliobatiformes; Dasyatidae
Product: ras-related C3 botulinum toxin substrate 3
Exons: 6
Coding region: 190-768 (192 amino acids)
Biological process (GO): regulation of cell shape; establishment or maintenance of cell polarity; regulation of actin cytoskeleton organization
Cellular component (GO): cell projection; cytoskeleton; plasma membrane
Molecular function (GO): GTPase activity; protein kinase binding; GTP binding
Source: RefSeq, a predicted model, not a curated record